AUGCCGACAACGACUGCCAAUGGACGAUCUCGUGAAGAAGAUCGUAUUCUUACAAAUGCUCAUGGCACUGUUAUGGUCAUCGGCUGGAUGAUCUUAGCUUCUACCGUGCAUAGGAAAACCAAUCGUGUCGGUCUGAUAGUUAUUAUGUCACUGUGGUCAGCUUGGGUCGUUAUCAUUGUUGUCCUCUUAGAAAUUGUUCGAUUAUACCUUUUAAGAAUGUCAUCAAUGACAGUUAAUCGUUCUAUGAAUAAUAGAGAAUUUGAAUUGGCCAAUACAACUUUACCACCAACUGUGAAGGUGCAACAAGCUGAAGAUGUUGACAGUAAACUUUCCAACAAUAUGAUACUCAUUUUUCUUUUUGUGCACAUGAUUGUUGCUAUUGCUCUAGCUACUCCGCUUAUUGUUAGUAUUUGGCAUUAG
This is a messenger RNA of Rotaria sp. Silwood2, 420 nucleotides long. NCBI's taxonomy places the organism in Eukaryota, Metazoa, Rotifera, Eurotatoria, Philodinida, Philodinidae. The record is from the annotation of a GenBank genome assembly.